Messenger RNA from Telopea speciosissima, 2629 nucleotides. Its product is annotated as stachyose synthase-like. NCBI's taxonomy places the organism in Eukaryota, Viridiplantae, Streptophyta, Magnoliopsida, Proteales, Proteaceae. The coding region runs from base 13 to 2613 and encodes 866 amino acids. The record is from RefSeq and is a predicted model, not a curated record. The transcript is spliced from 4 exons.
UUUCCCCUGUUAAUGGCGCCCCCAAAUGAACCUUCCAACUCAGUUCUGGUUGACAUUAGAAAUAAGAAUAUAUGUUUUGAGUUGUUGGAUGGGAAACUGUGUGUUAAAGGAGUGACUUUGCUCUCUGAAGUUCCCACUAAUGUCUCUUUGAGAAGUUUUUCUUCUAUUUGUCAGUCUUCUGAUGCUCCACCCAAUCUAUUCCAGCGGGUUCAGUCCAUAUCAUACAAGGGUGGGUUUCUUGGGUUCAGCAAAGAAGAAACAUCUGAUAGGUUGAUGAACUCCUUGGGUAGAUUCAGCGAUAGAAAUUUCUUGAGCAUUUUCAGAUUCAAGACCUGGUGGUCUACCAUGUGGGUUGGGGAUAGUGGAUCAGACAUACAAAUGGAGACCCAGUGGGUGCUCCUGGAUGUCCCUGAACUAAGGUCCUAUGUCCUGAUCCUACCCUUAAUUGAAGGGAAAUUUAGGUCUGCACUUCAUCCAGGUGUUGAUGGGCAUGUCAUGCUCUGUGCUGAGAGUGGUUCUUCUCAGGCAAAAACCUCAUCUUUCCAUGCAAUUAGUUAUGUUCACAUAUCUGACAACCCUUACAACUUGAUGAAAGAGGCCUAUAGUGCUCUUAGGGUCUAUCUCAAUACGUUUCGCCUUUUAGAAGAGAAGUCAGUCCCACCUUUAGUAGACAAGUUUGGUUGGUGCACUUGGGAUGCAUUCUACUUGACUGUAGAUCCCGUCGGUGUAUGGCAUGGCGUCAAGGACUUCAUGGAGGGAGGCGUCUCCCCAAGAUUCCUCAUAAUUGAUGAUGGCUGGCAGAGUGUCAACUUAGAUGGGGAGAACCCAUAUGAAGAUGCAAAGAACCUUGUGUUGGGUGGUACGCAGAUGACUGCCAGGCUUUACAAGUUUGAAGAGAGUGAAAAUUUCAGGAGGUAUAAGGCUGGUACAAUGCUGGCCUCCGAUGCUCCAUUAUUUGAUCCCAAGAGACCAAAGAUGUUGAUCUCUAAGGCAAUUGAGAUCGAGCAUGUAGAGAAGGCCCGAGACAAGGAGAUUCAAUCCGGGGUCACUGACUUGUCAGAGUUUGAAUCAAAGAUCAAAGCAUUGAAACAUGAACUAGAUGAGAUGUUCGGUGGUGAACAAGAGAGUGGUAAUGUUUCAGGUGGAGGUUGUGGGAGCUGCUCCUGUAGAGCAGGAGAAUAUGGGAUGAAGGCUUUCACUAGGGACUUGAGAACAAAAUUUAACGGGCUAGAUGAUGUUUAUGUGUGGCAAGCUCUCUGUGGUGCUUGGGGAGGUAUUAAACCUGGGGCAACCCAUUUAAAUUCAAAGAUAAUCCCUGUUAAGAUCUCUCCUGGACUCAAUGGGACGAUGACCGAUCUUGCUGUAGUGAAGAUUGUUGAAGGUGGUAUUGGGCUUGUUCAUCCUGACCAAGCAGUAAAUUUUUAUGAGUCAAUGCAUUCUUAUCUCUCCAAAGUCGGAAUAACUGGAGUCAAGGUUGAUGUUUUUCAGACACUGGAGUACAUAUGUGAAGAAUAUGGAGGCCGGGUCGAGCUUGCAAAGGCUUAUUACAAAGGGCUGACAGAGUCCCUUGUGAAGAACUUCAAUGGCACAGGUCUGAUUUCAAGCAUGCAGCAGUGCAAUGAUUUCUUCUUUCUUGGCACAUGGCAGAUAGCACUAGGAAGAGUUGGUGAUGACUUCUGGUUUCAAGAUCCCAAUGGAGAUCCAAUGGGUGUCUACUGGUUGCAAGGUGUCCAUAUGAUCCAUUGUGCUUACAACAGUAUGUGGAUGGGUCAGAUCAUACAUCCUGAUUGGGAUAUGUUUCAAUCUGACCACCAAUGUGCUAAGUUUCAUGCAGGUUCUAGGGCCAUUUGUGGGGGACCUGUUUAUGUGAGUGACUCUGUGGGUGGCCAUGAUUUAGAUCUAAUAAAGAAGCUCGUAUUUCCUGAUGGAACCAUUCCCAAGUGCCAGCAUUUUGCGCUCCCUACAAGAGACUGCCUCUUCAUGAAUCCUCUGUUUGACAGCAAGACAAUUCUCAAGAUUUGGAAUUUAAACAAGUUUGGAGGUGUGAUUGGGGCAUUCAACUGCCAAGGAGCUGGUUGGGAUCCCAAGGAGCAAAGGAUUAAGGGAUACUCAGAGUGUUACAAGCCAAUGUCUGGCUUGGUGCAUGCAAAUUAUGUUGAAUGGGACCAAAGGGAAGAAGCAUAUGAGAUGGGUGUAGCUGAAGAGUAUGCUAUCUACCUUAACCAGGCUGAGGAACUACGCAUCAUGACCCCUAAAUCAGAUGCCAUCCACAUGACCAUCCAACCAUCAUCCUUUGAGAUUUUCAGCUUUGUUCCAAUCAAGAAGCUUGGUCCUACUACUAAAUUUGCUCCAAUUGGAUUGACAAAUAUGUUUAACAGUGGAGGAACAAUUCAAGAAUUGGACUACUACUGUGAACCUCCAAUGGGGAGUAGUGUGAAGGUUAAGGUUAAAGGUGAAGGGAAGUUCUUGGCUUACUCAAGUGAGUCCCCUAAGAAGUGCUGCUUGAAUGGUAUUAAAGUGGGUUUUGAGUGGUCUGUUGAUGGUAAGCUGAACCUGGACCUUCCUUGGAAAAAUGAAUGUGGAGGCAUAUCAAAUGUUUGUAUUCUCUAUUGAGUUUUUAGUGUCUUUU